Molecule: messenger RNA, 479 nt
Organism: Monomorium pharaonis (pharaoh ant)
Lineage: Eukaryota; Metazoa; Arthropoda; Insecta; Hymenoptera; Formicidae
Gene: Sf3b5
Product: splicing factor 3B subunit 5
Exons: 1
Coding region: 155-412 (85 amino acids)
Biological process (GO): mRNA splicing, via spliceosome
Cellular component (GO): precatalytic spliceosome; U2 snRNP
Source: RefSeq, a predicted model, not a curated record
GCGAUGAAUGUAACCAACGUAAUUUGUGUGAAGAGGAAAUUUUGCGGGAACACACAUCGUAGACAAAGACAAAGAUACGACCUGUGAUUGUUAAUUCAUACGAUUCCAUAUCUGUUAAAGAAGAGCAAGAUCGUGAGCACGUUAACUCGAAAAUAUGGGUGAACGCUACAACAUCCACAGCCAAUUGGAGCAUCUACAAUCCAAGUAUAUCGGCACGGGACACGCGGACACGACCAAGUUCGAGUGGCUGGUGAAUCAACAUCGGGAUUCUUGUAGCUCGUAUAUGGGGCACUACGAUUUACUUAAUUUCUUCGCGAUUGCCGAGAACGAAGCCAAGGCACGAGUUAGAUUCAAUCUUAUGGAAAAGAUGCUGCAACCUUGCGGACCACCGCCCGAGAAGCCUGAAGAUUAAAUUGUGUCUUCCGUCAACAUUACUUCAGUGUGAUAGACUAUUGUAAUUCUCAAAAAUAACAAAAAAA